AUGAAGCGAUUGUCGCAUUUAUCUAUUCUUUCGGUGAGGGGUAGCUUGCAAUGCUCAAGGCGUUACAAUCUUUUGGAGCAUAAAACAAAGGGCUCGAUGUUUAUGAAGCAUUUGGAUCUGUACGCCCGGCGUGAUCCGCAGUUGGCACCGUACUUACUUAGGGAAGUAGAUAUUGAGUAUAAAAGAAAAUGCCGCAAGGUUUCUUUUUGCAUUUGGAUGUGCAUAUUUACUGUAGUUACGGCUUUUCAAAUACGUAUGCAGGGUGAUCAGUUGCACUACUUGCGUCUGUAUGCAGAUUGUGUUCGGGCUGAACAGGAUGCAAAGGACGAGGAUGAAAUUCGACGAAGGAAGACGUUCGUAGCUGUCGCGAACCUUGUCCGAGACGCGUUUGAUCGGGAUCAGAAGUGGCAUAAGAGUGAUCAAGAAAAGGCUCUGAAGGUGCUAUAA
This is a messenger RNA of Trypanosoma conorhini, 447 nucleotides long. RefSeq lists its product as uncharacterized. NCBI's taxonomy places the organism in Eukaryota, Euglenozoa, Kinetoplastea, Trypanosomatida, Trypanosomatidae. The transcript has a single exon. The record is from RefSeq and is a predicted model, not a curated record. The coding region runs from base 1 to 447 and encodes 148 amino acids.